AUGACAAAUAAUUUGGUGGUGAGAAUAUUAGCACCUGUCCGGAGCUGGUCGGUGGAUGUGACAUCCGGUGACGACCAACUAACUGUAUAUGAUCUCACACCACGAGACUCCGAGACUCAGACUCAGACUCAGACUCACUCAGAGACUGAGACUGAGGCGGCCGUCGGCUGCGGACAUUGUCUCGGAGUCCGGGCGAGGCUCCGUCAGAGGGAUCCUCGUUAUAUACCGUUAGUAGAGACGCGACCUCGCCGCGAGCUGGACCUCCACCCCACCCCCCCCCCCGCCCCGCACAUGCCCGCUAUUUGUCAAAAUAAACUGAUACAUUUCCAACCACAGCAAACCCACAAGCUAAAUAUGACAUUCGACCUUAUCGGCGGUGAAUUAGAUCCAUCAGGAGGGGCGAGCGUGGCCCGGGUCCAGGAGACCGGAGACCGGAGGAUGGAGGAGGGAGCCCCCGCACUAUUAAUAACAGGCGACUUUAAAUCAAAAGUGAUAAGAAUCAGUUCGCAUCGACAAGCCAGCGUCAUUAGCGAGAGACCUCCGCCGGCGAGGUCCAGCAAAACAUACAUAAUUAUUUCUGUUUCCCUCAACUCAGCAGCUGCUCUACAUCCAGCUCGACGCUGA
Danaus chrysippus (African queen) is the source of this 624-nucleotide messenger RNA. The record is from the annotation of a GenBank genome assembly. Lineage: Eukaryota; Metazoa; Arthropoda; Insecta; Lepidoptera; Nymphalidae.